Molecule: messenger RNA, 1252 nt
Organism: Cuscuta europaea
Lineage: Eukaryota; Viridiplantae; Streptophyta; Magnoliopsida; Solanales; Convolvulaceae
Source: the annotation of a GenBank genome assembly
UUAUUGUUUUUUGGUACAAAUCCCCCCACCCCCCGUUAUUAUUCUAACGCCAGGCCUAUUCAAAUCUUCAAUCGCCCAAAAUCAUUUUUAAGUGAAACCCUUGAUAAAUCUCAUAGAUCUCCACCAAUUCGAGUUCGACAUGGCGGCAUCAUCUUCCUCCCUCUCGGACUCUUCCUUGUCUUCAUCCCACCGUCGCAAACGGCGCCUUCGCCGUCACAGGGACCGUGACGUGCCAAAUGUCCGGAAGGAAAAACGCUCCCACAUCAAACGACGUCAUAACCGCCCUCUCUCGUCCUCCGACAGGGGCCGCUGCUCGUCUUACUCGUCUUCCGAUUACUGCAGCUCUUCAGACAGCGAUCAUGAAUCAUCGGAGCAUCAUAAAAAGCGCAAACACAAAGAUACAUCUAGCAAGAAAAAGGACAAGGAGAAAGGAAAAAGACACAAGUCUAAACAUCAAAAGCAUAAUACCAAGGAGGGGUUUGGCAUGACAACGGGUGCUUGAUUGGCUCGACAUAUCUUUGAUUUUGGCUCAUGGUUUAUCACGUCACUGUGAGUUGCUUAUAGAAACAGGAGAGAUGUAGUAGCCCUGUACAACUUUCCAAGUUUUUGGGCCGAGACAAGGAUGAUGGUGUCCGUCGCAGUGCUGUCUCUGGCAAGAAGAUUCUCUUGAAGCUUGACAAAACAAAGGAGGACAAGGAAGCAGAGAACAAAAGGAACGAAUUGCUCAGGUUCUUGAAUGCAAGUUAUGACUGAUGGUGUGGACUGGAGAUUACAAAUUUACAAGCCCUUCCGGUUGUUUCAUUUUGUGGGUGGAGGUAGACUUGCUUGAAGCCUGGGUGGACAAGCGUAGGUGAAGUUAAAGGGUGCUGUGAUGUGCGGCCUUGACAUUGCCCCAGUGAAGGUUUCACUGCCUGUUCUACUCUGGUUCCUGAAAUGUGGCAACUUUUACUACUUUAGCAAGGCAGGUUUUAUUUUGGGGUUGUGUCCUAUAUCUUGUUUUCGUUUCCCAUUAGAUUUUUUUUUUUUGUUUGAAAAGAAUACUUAUCUUCUCUUAGGAUAUUUUAUUUUAUUUCUGAAACACAUAAACCUUAUGAAAAGGCUAAUAUCUAUUUUUGCAUUGAAAUUAACAGUGUAUUUGGCAUUUCAAAAUGUUAUGUUAUUGUAUAAUUUGACUUAUUAACUACUACCUUUGUCUCACUAACAUUGGGACAUGGAGAGGUUGUAUUAUUAAGAAAAAAGUGAAUUUGUGUAA